AUGUUUUUUCCUUUUAAAGGAAAUUUUCCACAUAAUUACCCCGCUAUCGUAAAAACCGGUGGUUCAGAAAUAGACAAGAUAGCGGAGAAACUGAAGAGCCUCGUGAAGGCCAGUGCUGAUGAGAAGCUGGACAAGGAACUGCUCACCUGCACCGAGUCCUUCGACAAGGAUAGUGUGGAUAGUGUAGAUAAGGAGGAUGCCAAGGAGAAUGAAAUGCAAGAUGUCCGUGAUUGGUCGGAGCCGCGUCGUUGCGCGCGCGCUACGCACACGUGCUCCUAUUGCGGGAAGAGUUUCGACCGGCCUUGGGUACUGAAGGGACACCUUCGUUUACACACCGGAGAGAGGCCCUUUCCGUGCCCUCAUCAACAUUGCGGAAGAACUUUUGCUGAUCGUUCAAACCUCCGCGCGCACCAGCGCACGCGUGGGCACCACUCGUGGCAGUGGCGCUGCGCCGCCUGCGACAAGGCGUUCAGCCAGCGACGGUACCUGGAGCGACACAGGGACGAUGCGUGUCGCAAAUACAAGAUGCACACGCGAAACUCGACAAAAUACAACAAUACUUUGAAAGUGGUGUCGAAGACUGUGCCCGCGCAAGUUCCAAUGUACGGUAUUAUAAGGCACAAUCCAGAAUCGAAGGUGGGACCGGAGGGAACUGGGGAGUGCUGCGAGGGACCCAUCGACCUCUCUAUAGGGAAACGGAGGAUUGAGGAGGAUGUAGUUUAA
This is a messenger RNA of Spodoptera littoralis (African cotton leafworm), 723 nucleotides long. The record is from the annotation of a GenBank genome assembly. NCBI's taxonomy places the organism in Eukaryota, Metazoa, Arthropoda, Insecta, Lepidoptera, Noctuidae.